Molecule: messenger RNA, 1791 nt
Organism: Laetiporus sulphureus 93-53
Lineage: Eukaryota; Fungi; Basidiomycota; Agaricomycetes; Polyporales; Laetiporaceae
Exons: 4
Source: RefSeq, a predicted model, not a curated record
AUAUACUACGGUCGUAUGAUACCCUUCGUUCAAGCUAGCGGGACGGGAAAGUCUCGUCUAGCAUGGGAGCUAGGGCUUCGAAUACCUGCAUUCUGUGUUUGUUUCCGAGAGGGCGAACUACCAACCUCAGGAUGGCCUCCUCGUGACAUCAACCGAAAGUCCUUUGAUGGGCUCGACGAGCAGCAGUCCAUCUUCGUGGUGAACUCACAGGCGGAGGAGAAGGCGGCUGCCUUUCUCGGUGCGCUCGUGGAGGUUUUGCGUGACACAGCGCCUGUCGAUCUUCCACUGCAGGCCUGGGUCAAUGACUGGUCUAUCAAGGAUCCAACCGAUCUCGAGGGCUCAAGUCGCCACCGUUGCUUUGAACAGGUGAAAAAACUCACUCAUAAACGGCUGACUACGUUCAAGGAAGAAUUGUACGCCAAGAGACCGUCUCACGACGGCACGACGGCAACGGAGGCUGAUAACGACACCGGAGUCCAAAGAUUGAGGAUCAGCGUUACCCGUUGGCACGAGCUUUUGUUCAAAAUGCUUGCAAAGCCGGCUUUCGAUAUGCUCGCGGGAUCAGUGCAACAUUUAGGGCAUACGAGAUUCCUUCUAAGUCUCGAUGAAUGUACAGAACUCAACGAUCCCAGCCUACUUGUUGGUCCGAAAGGUCCUCAGCGAAAGAUGUCGCUCAUCGCUCUUCAGCGUAUCAUCAAGGCCGCAGACCAAUUCACUUUCCCGCACGGUAUCGAAUUUUGGUAUAUGCUCUUGGACACGAACUCCUCCUUAUAUGAGCUCGCUCCUUCUGGGCCUGAUGCGUCAUCGUAUCGUUUAGCGGGUGCACUUAAACCCUUGCCUGUGUGGUGUCACGUCGACUUCGACCAGAUGCGUCGAGAUGUUGAGCUCAAAAGCGCGGAGCAAGCUCUUCUGAUCCGCUUUCUUGCAAUGUUCGGCCGGCCUUAUUGGUAUACGCUUGGUGACUCUCCAGACGUUGUGCGUGCUGCGAGGAAGAAACUCAUAUAUCACGACAAAUUCGAUCCGGAAAACCUCGAUCAUGUGUUCGCCAUCUUCGCGAACCGUAUCGUGCUAGAACUGAGUGACAAGAAGCAAUCGAGCCAAAUCGCUGUACAUGCCGUACGCAGUCAUAUGCGCCUCCUCACCGAUGUUUUGGAUGGAUUCAUCGUGACCAAUGCGCCUUCGGAACCGAUGCUUGCCAUCGCUGCGGCAGAUAUCUUGAAUGACAGCCCGCGAAACUAUGCGAAAGCGGUGGAGACGCUGGUGCGACUACUCAUUAUCGACAGGAUCGUGACUGAUCGAGGGCGACAAGGUGACUUAUGCACCAGGCUCUUAUUCAUCCUCACGCGCGACAAGGCGACACUCUCGAAUGGAGGAUCGUUCGUCGAUUGCCCAGAACCUGCUCGACGCGGUGUGCGCCCUUUGAAACUGUCAGACUUCCUUACAACCUUGUUUGGCGACGACCUCGGCGUCAAGGAUCAGAACAAGGGGGAUGAAGUCCAGGGCCUUCUUGUUGAUGCAGGGAAUAUCUGGAUGAAUUUUACUCACUGGACUCAAACCGACGAGGAAAUCAGCAUCAUCACUUCCGAGUGGCUUUAUGAACUGUGGUGUCGAGGUGUCGCCGUACAGUGCACCCAUGGUCAGUCCGUAUUCGAUUCGCUGGUCGUAACAUACCGCGGAGACCUCGCCCAGCCUUUCGACAAGAGUUUGCUCGGAUAUAUCGUCGUCCACACGAAGGCGCGAAUGAAAGCAUCCGAACGGAAGCUAGCUGCUGCACUGGCAAGCCCUGUGAUC